This is a messenger RNA of Trichomonas vaginalis G3, 204 nucleotides long. RefSeq lists its product as uncharacterized. The transcript has a single exon. The record is from RefSeq and is a predicted model, not a curated record. Bases 1 to 204 code for a protein of 67 amino acids. Lineage: Eukaryota; Parabasalia; Trichomonadida; Trichomonadidae.
AUGAUAAUGGUUUUCUUAGUUUUGUUUUGUUUUGAAUCAUCUGAGUUUUCUGUAGGUGUUUGUGUAGGUGUUUGGGUUUGUUCUGGGAUUGUUGUUGGAGCUGGUGUUGGUUUCCGCGAUUUUGUUGGUUUCGGUGAUGGGGUUGGUUCUGGUGUUGGAGCUGGUGUUUCUGGUGGAAGAUCUGGAUCUAGAGGACAUGGUUGA